UUUCCAUCUGAGAAGAGCUGGAGUUCCUCUACAACCCCUCUCAGGCAGCAGGAUGGAGAAGUCCAAGAAGGUCUUUACCAGUGUCCUGCUGUUGGUGCUGUCUGUGGGGCUUUGCUUGGCUCAGCACUGGUCCUUUGGGCUGCAGCCAGGAGGGAAGAGGAGCUCUGAGGACUCAUUCCAAGAGAUGGCAAAGGAAAUGGAGGAAUUAGGGGAGGUGCAGCACUCUGAGUGCCCUGGAUCAUCCCAGCAUUCCAGGAUCAGGGAUCUGAAGGAAGCCAUGGAAAACCUGAUGGAAGGGGAAGGAAGAAGAAAGAUUUAAACCCCAAUGGAUUAACAGACCCCAAAUAAGGUUUCAAAGCUGUGGCAAAAUUGGCUCCUCUUCACUUGGUCUUUGCUUUUUGGGUCAUUAUGGGAAUAAACUGCUCUGAAGUUGCAUUUAAA
Messenger RNA from Neopelma chrysocephalum (saffron-crested tyrant-manakin), 441 nucleotides. RefSeq names its product gonadotropin releasing hormone 1 (gene GNRH1). Gene Ontology annotation, cellular component: extracellular region. The record is from RefSeq and is a predicted model, not a curated record. Lineage: Eukaryota; Metazoa; Chordata; Aves; Passeriformes; Pipridae. The transcript has 4 exons. Gene Ontology annotation, molecular function: gonadotropin hormone-releasing hormone activity. Gene Ontology annotation, biological process: multicellular organism development. The coding region runs from base 53 to 319 and encodes 88 amino acids.